AUGGGUGCAGGCCCAGUGUCAUGUCUCUUGCAGGAGGGAGUGAAGACAGAGAAUGACCACAUCAGUCUGAAAGUGGCCGGGCAAGAUGGCUCCGUGGUCCAGUUCAAGAUUAAGAGACACACCCCACUGAGCAAGCUGAUGAAGGCCUACUGCGAGCGGCAGGGCUUGUCAAUGAGACAGAUUAGAUUCAGGUUUGAUGGGCAGCCAAUUAAUGAAGCAGACACCCCGGCCCAGUUGGAGAUGGAGGAUGAAGAUACCAUUGAUGUGUUCCAGCAGCAAACAGGAGGCUCACGGGCGACUGGCUGCCUCUUGGGAUGUGGUCUGUAGAGGGACCGGCCCACUUUGUCACCGUCCUUGCAUUUGCUGUUGAAUAGUGAACACGUGACCAUGCCAAUCACAAAGGAGUCUGCAGGAACCAAGGACAUCCACAAAAAUUCCUUUCCUCUUUGACAUACUGCGGGUGCAACUCAAAACUGUCUGCAGGGACGAAUCCUUACCUGAACCGGGCCAGCCAGUGUCAUGUUUGUUUAGGAAAAUGAUUUGCAUGGUUUUG
Messenger RNA from Myotis davidii, 553 nucleotides. RefSeq names its product small ubiquitin-related modifier 3. Gene Ontology annotation, molecular function: protein tag activity; ubiquitin-like protein ligase binding. The transcript has 4 exons. Gene Ontology annotation, cellular component: nucleus. The record is from RefSeq and is a predicted model, not a curated record. Bases 1 to 327 code for a protein of 108 amino acids. Lineage: Eukaryota; Metazoa; Chordata; Mammalia; Chiroptera; Vespertilionidae. Gene Ontology annotation, biological process: protein sumoylation.